Dissoconium aciculare CBS 342.82 is the source of this 1464-nucleotide messenger RNA. RefSeq lists its product as uncharacterized. The transcript has a single exon. Gene Ontology annotation, molecular function: RNA binding. The coding region runs from base 226 to 1224 and encodes 332 amino acids. The record is from RefSeq and is a predicted model, not a curated record. Lineage: Eukaryota; Fungi; Ascomycota; Dothideomycetes; Mycosphaerellales; Dissoconiaceae.
GCGCAAAGUUGCUGGACCCUCUUCACCGAGCGCCGUUCUUAACUCCGUCCUCCGAGCUUUGGGAUUAAAUUUUCCAGAGAACUCAAAUUUCACGACUUUCGCGCGCGAGCUCGUGGAUCAGAGCCACAAUUCUUCGUUGCAAAACAAUUCUCACAGUCGUCCGCCCGCAAUCCAGCAAGAAUCUGGGCGAUCUUCCUCGUAUCAUUUCACACGUGCGCUGUCAUCAUGUCCGCCGAAGAAGUACCGCUCUCGCGGGCUGAGAAGAAGGCGCAACGAGAUGCGGAAAGAUUCAAAAAGAGCGGCAACAAGAAGAGAAAACUCGCCGACGCAGCUGGCGACGAUGAAGGGAACCCUCCACAGCAGGACGACGGCGACGCGACAAAUGCCGCAGCCGACGCGAACGGUGAGCUCGUCGCAUCUUCGAAAAAGGUCAAACAGAGCGACGACGCCGCUGCGAAAAAUCCUGGCGAGUCUCGCGCCGAACGUCGGAGGAGGAAAAACCUCGAAGCAGGCACGACGCUCGCGAGAGUGGCUUCCGCCGACGACAAAGCGACAUCUACAGCAAACAAAACAAAGACCUCGUCCAAGCGCCGGAAAAAGAACGAUGGCACAUCCACCACCGCCGAUGGUACCGCCGUCGCCGACGACGCCAAACCCAGCAAAUCCCGCUUCAUCCUCUUCAUCGGCAACCUCCCCUUCAAAGCCACCGAUGCCGGGCUCCAGGCGCACUUCGCCAAACUGCAGCCCUUCACGCUGCGGCACCGCACCGACCCCACGACCAAACGCAGCAAAGGAUUCGCCUUCCUGGAGUUCGAGAACUACGACCGCAUGAAGACCUGCCUGAAGCUGUACCACCACAGCAUGUUCGACGCGGACGACGUCGCGAACGGCGGCUCCGGCAAAGGCAACGGCAAGCACGCCCGGAAGAUCAACGUCGAACUCACCGCCGGCGGCGGCGGCGCCAAGGCCGAGGGCCGCAAGGAGAAGAUCAAGGUCAAGAACACCCGCCUCGAGGAGCAGAGGAAGCGACGCGCCGAGGCCGAGAAGAAGGACAAGGAGAGGAAGGAGAAGAAGGAGGGCGGCGGCGGCGGAAAGGGUAGAGAUGGAGAGAAGGGCGGAGCGGAAGACAAGCCCGCUGCUACUGCCGCGGCGCAGGAGCCUGAGCAGCAGCAGGCGGACCUCAACGGAAUGCACCCCAGCCGGAUGGCGAGGUUGAACGGAUGAGAGUGGUCCAUGAUCUCAACCAAAAAAGCCCCGCGAGAUCUCGACGAUAUCCGGUGUUUGCAUCGCGGAAGGAGGUUCCUACCCGGGAAAACGGGGCGAAACCCCGUCCGAAAGAAACCAACAGUCCUUCCCCCCUCCCCAUGGAGUGCAGUGAACGGAAUCCCUCGGCCAUCAAGUCCCGGCCGAGCUGGGACCGCGGUCCGUUCUGCCCGCCCAGCCGAAUCCAUUUCUCCCGCGGAA